UGGCUAUCAAUGGAUGAGUGAAUGGCUUGAAUCUGACGAUUGAUUUGGAGUGUGUUUUUGCCAUCGAUUGCAAUCAAUUUGUGCCAUAAGCUCACUAUUAUUAGAGUUUAUAAAUAAUUGUAUUUUUGCCGAUUAAUACAUUUCAUUUGAAUCAUGAAUAACAUGAACGCGGCGUUUGGAGCGGCCAAAGCGGGCUCUGCUUUCGAUCCAAUCGGUUAUGUGAUGAGACCUCAAGUCAUUCUCCGGUUUAUCUGUUGGUUAUGUUCAGUCAUUGUGUUCGGGUGUAUAUCAGCCAAUGGAUGGACAAAAGAGGGAACAGUAGAUAAAUGUUUGUUUAACAAGGAUAACAACGCCUGCCGUCUAGGCUCGGGAUUGGGUUUCAUCGGCUUCUUAGCCAGCAUUGCAUUCCUAAUACUCGAGGGAUUGUUUCAAAACCUGUCGAGUAUUAAAAUAAGGCGUCGAGUCGUGGCAUUUGACUUAGGAUUCUCAGGACUCUGGGCAGUGCUUUACUUAAUAUGUUUCGCAUACCUGGGCAUCGCGUGGGCCAACUCCCAAAAGCCGCCAUUCGGUGAGGGUAUCAAUAGCUGCAGAGCUGCCAUCGCUUUCUCAUUCUUCUCUAUCGCUUCGUGGGCCGGCUGUGCUUACUUCGCGCACAUUCGUUGGAACGCCGGCACAGAUAUGACUCAAUUCGCCGCCGGUUAUGAGAACGAGGAGGUCGGAGGCGUUCCCGGAGCCGGAUAUUCGGCGUACACCGGGGCCACCGAAGAGCCCCAAUACCAGUCGAACCCAUUCACGAAUGUACCGCAGGACCAGAUGAUGGACAGCUCCGGUAUCAACUACGCGGCGCCUACCUAUUGAUUUGUGUUAAAACAUAUUUAUUUUAACAUAACGUUUAAAUUGAACAUAAAAACAACAAAUCGAUGCAAUAGUUUCUGAGUUAGCGAUAGUCGAGUAUUGAUAACUAAUAACAUUAUCGGUGUCUAAAAGCAUUACAGCAUAAGACAAACGAUAUUAAGUUUAUUGUAAAGGCGUUUACGAUUGAUAUUUACGUGACAUUAAAAGACAGGCGUUUUAUUUAUCAUGUUUUUGGCGAUAAAACUCAUUCAACAUAUUAGUGAUAAUAGUUAGAGCAUUAUAUUAGCGUAUGAUUUGUUUAAACCACACGUCAAUUAGUCAUUCAAACGAUUUAUUAGUUUUUUUAUGAAUACAUAUUCAGCAUUUGAUAUGUGCUUUGGGUUUAUCU
Molecule: messenger RNA, 1243 nt
Organism: Oppiella nova
Lineage: Eukaryota; Metazoa; Arthropoda; Arachnida; Sarcoptiformes; Oppiidae
Source: the annotation of a GenBank genome assembly